CACACACGGAACACGGGCGUCGUUGGCUUUUCGCAAACGCUGUCAUAUAAUGGGUGCCGACCAAUACUGCUCAAUGCCAUAUCUACAAAGAUCAACAUAUGAUACUUAAUACGAUGUCUGCAGCGCGUUCAGAGAGGCGACUCGUCCUGAGAACGCCGCAACUCUGGUAUAGCUGAAAACGAUGUUAUGCCUAGCGUGCUGUUUUCGAGCUUCAGAACACGCGAACGAGGCACAGCCAGCAAAGUAUCCCGUGUCGACUGAAGUCGAGCGCCGCUCGUGGGUUCAAGCUCUCCAACGAGCGCAGAAGUCUGUGCUAGAUCUGCAAGACACGUCCUGGCUUGUCCGACUCAGGAAUGCCUCGGUCGCAGCGGGUGAUGCGCUAGGCGUGGACCGGGUUUGGGCUUAUGGCCACUGCCCGCACCGCGAGGCACGCCCCGCCGGCAGCGCACGGGGCCGCAGCUGGCGGCGGCGGCAACGCUGGCGCCGGCGGCGCCGGUACCAGCGGCAGCGCCAGCGGCGGCGGUGGCGGCGCCGGCAACUUCACGAGCGGGCCGGCAGCGCCGCGGGGUGUGCUUGUGGCGGACUGCGAGCCGCCGCCGCCGGCGCUGCUGCUGCUGCCGGUGCACACCAUGCACGACAUAGCUUGCGGCAACAGCGCCGGCGACGCCCAGGGUCAGGGGCUGCGGUUCCAGUCCUUGGACGGCGGCGCCGGCGAUGGUGGCGGCGGCGCCGCCGCCGCCGCUCAGGAAGCGGCGUCGGGGACCGCAGCAGUGGAGGCGGCACUCGGGGCGGCGGCGGCGGGUCAGGAGGACUGGGGGCGGGGGCAAGCUCAGGAGCAGGGUGUAGGCACGGGAACGGACUCGGCAUCGGGCAUGGGGCCGGGGCCGGGCAGGGCGCUGAGCAUCAGCCCCCUGGCGGCGGCGGGCACGGCAGAACCAGGCGGCAGCGGCACCAGCACGAGCGCCGCCGGGCGGUACGGCGGCGCCACGUGUCAGCUGGCUCUGAUCAUCACGCAGGGACGUACCCGCGUGGGGGCCCUGUUGCUGGAGGGCGGCCCCGCGCUCCUGGGCAUUGCCGCCGCCUUCGCCUCCGCCAACACAGCCGGCAUGCUGCAACUGCCUCACACCGUACUGGCGGCGGGCGGCGCCUGCGCCGGCGGGUACGGUGGCGGCGGGUACGGCGGCGGCAGCAUGGAUGGGGACACGGUGGUUGGCGGCGGCAGCCGGCGGACUAGCCCUGGGGGGUCGGCGGAGGCGGAGGUGGCGGCGGCGGAGGUGGCGGCGGUGCAGCAGCUGGCGGCGGUGGUGGGGCAGGUGUGCUGGGGGCCGGUGACGGCCGCGGCAGCGGCGGCGGCGGCGGAGGGCGUGGUCACGCUGGCGGCCGCGGCCAGCCUGAGUCAGGCGGCGGUGUGCAUGUCGGGCUGCCUGGAGGCGGCGGCGCUGCAGGCGGCGCGGCUACAACCGGUGUGCCACGUGGCCGUCGUACACGGCAGUGGCGGCGCCGCCGCGCUCUUUGAGGACGUUAGCAAAGCCUCACUGCCGCUAAUGCUACAGCAUGCCGCCCACGCCGCCACCAGCAAUCACAACGUCACGAACACCAACAUUACUAGCAGCCUGGGGCACGGCGGCGGCGGCGGCAGCGGGGCGCACGGGCUGUCACCUGCGCUGGUGCCCGCCACCGCCUCCGCUGCUGUAGCCGGCGUCAGCGUCAGCCAUGUGCAGCUGUUGUUGGGCGGCGGCGGCACUGGCACUGGCACUGGCACGGGCACUGGCGGCGGCGGCGGCAGUGGCAGUGGCUUCUGGGGCGGCUUGCGUGCAAGCCACCAGGUUGGCAGCCGACCCACAUCGGCACAGACGCCACGGCUUGAGCAGGCAGGAGCAAGCAGCGGCGGCGGCGGAGGAGGCGGCGGCAGCAGCGGCACUGGUGGCAGCCGCAUGGGCGGGAGCGGCGACACGGCCGUAAUGGGUACCGCGGGACUGCCCGUUAUUGCGCACGUGCUCACCACGCAGCACACACUGCUGGACCGCGUUCUGAGCCACCUGCUAGGCCGGCCCGGCGGCGGCGGCGGCGGCGGCGGCACCAGCAGUGGCAUGCUGCCGCCAGGCAGCGGCGGUGGCGGCGGAACUGUGACGGCUAGCGCGCACGUGUCCCUGUCCAGCAUCGGGACCAUUGGCGGCGGGACGCAGCGCACCGUGUCGACCCGUGGGCCGCGGAUGGCGGCGGCGGCGGCGGCGAUGGCGGCGGCGCAGCUGCCGGAGCGUGUGCCGCCGCUGCUGCCUGGGCUCGGCGGCUCGCUGCAGGCGCUGGGACGCGGCGGCGGCGCCGCCGCCGCCGCCGCCAGUGGCGCUACAUCGACCGGGGCGCGGACGCUGCCCAUGCCGCCGUCGCAGCUGGCGCUGCUGCUGCCGCCGGGCUCGUCGUGUGUGUGGGUCCCGGUGCAGUCGGCUAUGGUGGUGCCGGAUGUGUCGCUGUAUGUCCAGGAGCCGGCCAACGCCGUCAAGGAUUUGCUCAUCUGGCAGAACCGGGCGGCGGCGCGGCCGCAGGCGCUGGCGCUGGUGGCGUGCUCGCUGCAGCUAAAGGCGGUGGUGGCGCCAGGCGCAGCAGCGGCUGCAGCAGCCGCGCCGGCAGUGGCUGCUACUGCCGGAGGCGCUGCCGGCAGCAACACCGGCAGCAGUGGAAGUGGCGGCGGCGGCGGCGGCGCGGGCCUGACGCUGGCGGUGUAUGCCCAGCUGAGCACGGGGCCCCUGCCCCACGUGUUCCUGACCCACAUGGCCGCGGCGCUGGAGCCCGUACUGCAGCUGCUGGCGGCGGUGCUGCAGCAGCGGCUGCGGCACUGCCGGCCGCUGGCAGAGGAGUGGGCGCUGCUGCACGACCAAGUGCUGGGGGAGGUGCUGGCGCGGGAGGGGCAGGCAGCAGCGGCGGCAGCACACGCCGUCAGUCCCGCCGUAGCCGCAUGGUUCGCCGGCGCCGCAGCCGGCUUCAAUGCGGCGGCGCCGCAGCCGCCGCACUCGGCGCACGCAGUUGCCGGCAGUAGCAGCUUGCCGUUGCCUAUCUCUGCCAGCAGCUCACGGCGCCGGCGACCGCCGCGCGCCUUGUUAGGCUCGCCGGCAGUAGCGGAGGCGGUGGCCGCGGCCGCGGCGGCUGGCUCGAAGUCUGGGAGCGGCGGCGCGGCCGCGGGCCGCGGCGCCGCCGGUGGCACAAACGCGAUCGUGAGUGUUGUCAGCGCGCGGACGGAGGCGACGGAGGCGAGCGCAGGCACAGCGGCACUGGAGCUGGCGCGGUUGCCAGCGGAUGACUCGGGCGGCGCGGGUGCGGCGGCGGCAGCCGCUAUGGCUGCUACUGCCACGCCCACGGCUACUGCCGCCGCGGGCGGGCACCUGCUAGGGGGGUAUCAGCCAUCGCGUCUGUCCGGCACUGGCACCCCCGCGCCUUCAAACGCAGCGGCAGCGGCAGCGGUACCGUACGCCGUGCGGCGGUCCGGCGCGGGCGCGGGGGCCGCCGCUGCCGUCGCCGCCUCCGGGUCACUGCUCCCCAGCACACAUGCGCUUGCUAGCAUCGGCACGUACGGCGGCACGGGCAGCGGCACGCACGGCGUCCGUGUGAUGGCUGCAGGGGCUGUAGCGGCGUCGGCGGCAGUAGCAGGCUCGGGCCCGGGCCUGGGCCCUGCAGAGCUGUCAGUGGGUGUCAGCUAUGUGCGUGGCAACCUGUUGCGGCCGCUGCUGAGCAGUGUGCAGGGCGUGCUGGCGUCAGUCGCCAGCGGCGCCGCCGGCCAGGCGCACAGCACUGUGGGGAGCGAUGCGGCGUUGGUGAUGGCGGCGGCGAUGGCGGCGCAGGCGGCGGACAUGAGCGGGCACGGCAGCGGCGCCGCGGCACCCCUGGCGGAGCUCACACACAAGAUCGGCCAGGGCGCGUUCGGCUGUGUGUACAUCGGCAGCUGGCAGGGCGUCAACGUGGCCAUCAAGGUGUUCCCCGCCUUUGCCGGCCGCAGCCCCGCCGGUCUGCCCGCCGCCCGGGCGCCGCCGCUCCUGGGCGCCGCCGCUGCCUCCCCGCCGCAUCACCACGCCGGCACCUCGGCCACACUGCUGCGAGCGGACACGCCGCCGCGGCAACCAGGCGCAGAGCCCGGAUCCGGCGGUGUCAUCGCGAUGGGCCGCGGCGGCGGCGCCGCCGCCGGCGGUACCGCGAGCUACGGCGUGGGUGAGGGGGCCCCGGGUGACGUGGUUUCGGCCGCCGCUGCCGCGGCGUGGCCGCUCGCAGCAGCGGGAAGGACGGGCGGUGGCGAAGGCGGCGGCGGCGGCGGGUCUGCCAGGGCUUCGAGGAGCGGCAUGGCGCCGCCACGCGCCGCGUCCAAUCCACACAUGUUUGGGCUGGGCGCGGGGGCGGCGGCGGCGGCGGCGCCACUGCAGGAGGACGAGGCGGCGGUGGUGGCGGCGCGGUGGCAGUCCGUGCGUGAUGCGUUCGAACUGGCGGCGUUGCGCGUGGUCAGCCAUCCCAACAUCGUACAGGUGUUCGCGACCUUCCCGGACGUAGCCAUGCAGCCCAUGGACCUCGACAACGGCGGCGGCAAGGCGCCCGAAGCCGGCGGCUGCGGUGCUACAGCCGGCGGCGGUCUAGUUGAACUCCCAGCGGUGCUACUGCCACAGCCUCAGGAGCUGCCCCUCGGCGCACUGCUGUCCAGCGCCGUAGCGCGCCGCCUCGGUCGCGGUGGCGGCGGCGGCGGCGGCGGCGGGACUGGCGGCGAGCGCACCUCGCGCUCAACAGUGAUGACGACACUGCCGCUGGCUGAGGAGGGGGUGGCGGCGAUCGGAACCGGCGGCUGCGGCGGCGGCGGCCACGGGGCCUGGCCGGCGUGUGACCUGGAUGACUCCCUGCAAUACAGCAUGUUCCUGUCAGCCAACCAUUCCAACACCGGCAACGCCGGGACGCCAUCAACCGCCGCAGCUGGUGGUGGCGGCGCCAAUGGCGGCGGCGGCGGCGCCGCCCCCAACUCCACACCUGUGACUGCCAUCGUAAUGGAGCUGUGUGAUGCGGGGUCGCUUGCGGACCUGUUGCGAGCGGGCGGGCUGCGGCGAAUGAUGAUGGCUCGCGAGCACGCCGCUGCAAUGGCCGCCAUGAGCAGCGCCGCCGUACUGCCGCCGCUGCCACCCAACGUCGGCAGCAGCGGCGGCGCCGCCUUCCUCGGCCACCAGCUGCCGUCGCUGGCGGCGGGACUGAUGCCGCCGUCGGCGCAGUCGGAGGCUGUCGCCGCCGCGGCGGCGGCGGCGGCGGCAGCAGUGGCAGCGGCAGAGGCAGGUCGGCUGCCCGAGGCGCUGCCGUCAGUCACGCUGCCCACGCAGCCGUCGGUGCAGCCGUCGCCGCUGUGGCGGCAAGGCGGCGGCGGCGGCGGCGGCGGCGGCGGCGGCGGCGGCGGCGGCGGCGGCGGCGGCGGCGGGUUCACAGGUGUGGCAGGAGCCGACCCGGGAAUCCAUGCCUCUCACUCUCAGGAGGCGGCCUCUCGUGGGUCCGACCAGCAGGGGCAAUCGGGGCCCGCGGCCUCCGGCGGCGGCGGCUCCGCUGCCGAUGCCCUGCUGCCGCCGAGCGCGGCGCCGGCGGCGCUGCCAAACGCGGCGUUGUCGCCGCAGCCGGCGGGACUGACGGGCUGGAGUACGUUAUCUGCGACCGGUACGACGUCUUGGGGCUCGGCGCUGGUCUACGAGUCCUCCAUCAACACUCGCCCCUCUCCCACCGCCUCCGACAAGCUCCAGUCCUUACAGGCGCAGAACGCGCUGCUGAACACCGGCGGUCACGGCGGCGGGAACGGCGGCAGCGGGAACGGCGGCGGUGGCUCGGCGCUCGCAUCAGCAGGGCUGGCCGGUGCCGCAGCCACUGCCAACGGCUACAGCCAAACGGUGCCGUUGCAGCAACCGCCUCCUGCCGAUGCAGGCGCUGCAGCCGGCGCCGCUACAGCUGUCAGCAUCAAAGUUGUACCCAAUAAAAUUGGCGGCGGCGGCGGCAGUAGCAGCAGCGCGGAGGGCUCAACAGGCGGCGGCGCCUGUACUGAUCAGGGCCCGCCGCAGCUUACUAAGCACGAUGACUUGCACCAGGUCCCUGCUACAGCCGCCGUGGUCGCCACCGCCGCCGCCGUAGAUGCUACAGCCGCCUCGGGUGCCACGGCGCCGCCGCCGGCACAGCACUUGCUCCUGCCCAGCGGCGGCAGCAGCACCGCCGCCGCCGAGGCGGCAGCGGCGCUGGUGGCGCGUGGUCAGGCGGCGCGGGUGUGUCAGGGCGUGCCUGUGGGCAUCCUGUCAACCGCUCAGCCUUGCGCCCGACGUGCCUCGGCGUCUCUGAACGCCAGCAUGUCCCUGCUGACGCUGGCCGCGGGGCCGCCAGCCCUGACGGAAGCCGAAGCCGAAGCGGCGGAGGCGGCGGAGGUUGGCGGCGGCAGCGGCGGCGCCAGCCAGCGGCUGUCACCGACCGGUUCUGUCUCGCUCUCGCUGCGACACAGUGGGUCGGGCCGCGGCGCCGGCACCGGCGCCGGAACGCAACAGCAACAGCAACAGCAGCAGCUGGCAGUGAUUGGUGAGGGGGAGGGUGCAGCUAACGUCGCCUCGCCUUUCGUCGCGCCGGCGCUGACGUCAGCAGCAUCAGCGCCUGGCAGCGGCGCCGGCGCCGGCGGCGGCGCCGCCCGUGCGCUGGCGGGCUGGGGACCGCCGCAGCGCGCCCCCAGCGGCAGCCUGGCGGUGACGUACCUCAACACCGCCACGUCAUCUCCCACCGUGCCGUACGGCGCCGUACAUCAGCAGUACUCGCCGGCGGCGCCGUACUUCAUCGCCCCUGGCGCCGGCGGCGCGUACGGCGUUUCCGCCGCCGGUGCGCAGCCGCAACCGUACGGCCACGCCUUUCCCAGCUACGGUUACGGUUACGGUUACGGCGUGCCCCCAUCGGGACCCAUGGGCAGGAGGCUGGGCGCGGCAGGGGCGGCGCCGUCCGGAUCGCGGGCGCUGCACGGGCUGCCCAUGGCUUCUGGCACCCUCGCCAGCUUCGGUGGCGUGGGGGGGCCGGGCAUGGUGGGGAUGGGUGGCCUGGGUGUUCACCUGCUGGUUCCGCCCGUGCCCGCCACGCCACGCACGUUCGAGGCGCUGCGGCAGUACCUGUCUGCCAACUCGGCGCCGCCGCCGGCUGCCGCCGCUGCGGGUCCGGCGGCGCGUGGUCACGGCGGCCGCCUAGGCGCCGCAGGCGCCGCCACCGCCGCCGCAGGAGGCGGAGCCGGAGGCGGAGCCGGAGGCGGCUCAGCGGGUGGUGGUGGUGUAGGAGGCAAUGGAGGUGGUGGUGGUGGUGGGCUGCAGACGUCGUGGGCGGAGGCGGACCGGCUGGACUUCAAGCCGGUGCUGCAGGUGGUGUUGGAGCUGGCCAGUGCGCUGGGGCACCUGCACUCGCUGAGGCUGGCGCACUGCGACGUCAAGCCUUCAAACGUGCUUCUCAAGAGCUCCGCCACAGACCCGCGCGGCUGGACCUGCAAACUGAGCGAUUUCGGCUGUGUGCGGCUGCUGCGAUACGAGGACUCCGUACCCGUGUACGGCGGCGGAGGCGGCGGUGGCGACGACUCCGGUUUCCACCUUGCACACUUGGUGCCGUCGCAAGGAGUGGCGACACCCACGCCAUCAUCUCCGUACACGGGGCCCAACCUGCUCUUCGGCGGCGGUGGCGGCACUGACGGUGGCGGCGGCGGCACCGGUGGCACCGGCGGCACCAACAGCGAGAGCGUCGCCGCCGCGGUGGCGGGUGCCAGUGUCGCUGGUACUGAAGCCGGCGCCGGCGCCGGCGUCAGCAGCUCGCAUGGCGGCAAGCAUUCCGGCAGCGCCCAGACUGCCCACAGCCAAAGCCAGAGCCAGAGCCAGAGCCACACAGACAACAGUGCGACUGUGGCGACGCUGGACAGUGUGGUUGAGGCGGCGGCGGCCCUGGCGCGGCGGCGCGGCGGGGGCAGCGGCACCCUGCCUGCCAACGCCGGCAGCACGGGUGCCGGCAGCGCCGGCGGCGCCGGCGGCGUGUCGACAUUGUUUGGCACGCCCGGCAGUAGCAGCACACCGGGACACAGCGUCCGACUGCUGACAGCCACCCACUCGUUCCCUGCCACUGGCACGGCCGCGGCAGUAGCUCCUGGCGGCGCCGCCGCCGCCGCCACCACGGCCUCUCCCAUGUCAGCGCCGGUGUCUGCUACAGCCAGCGCCUCGCUGCCCGGCUGUAGCAGCGGCCCCGCCGCGGCUGUGGCGACGCACGCUCACAGCAAUAGUCUGGAUUGUCCUGAGGCCACCUUCAGAGGCACGAUGGCUGCUCCCCGCACGCUGUGGGCCGUGGGGCUCCGGCGUGGCAGCCAUAGUGGGCUGCUGCCGACACCCUCGCAGCCGCAGCAACAGCCGCAGUCGCAGUCGCAGCGGUCGCAGCAGGCGGCGGGUGGCGGUGGUGGCGGUGGCGGCGGUGGCACGGGCGCUGCAAUGGUGCCAACUUUCGACGGCUCAGACUUCAUUGGCUCUGUGCAAUACAUGGCGCCCGAGCUGCUGCGUCGAGAGCGUAAGUGCACCGCGGCGGUCGACGUGUACAGCUUGGGCGUCCUGAUGUGGGAGUUGGUGGCCGACGGCGCGCAGCCCUACGCCGGCCUCACACGGCGCCUGCCGGCCUCGCUUGUGGAGGGCAUCUGCGCGGGGCUGCGGCCGGCGUUUGGCGACAGCGUCCCAGACUGGUACAGGCGCAUGGUGGAGGCGUGCUGGGCCGGCAGUCCCGCCGAACGCCCCACCGCAGCCGAGGUGGUGGUGGCUGCCAGGCGGCUGCUGGAGGCGAUGGCGAUGGGCAUGCACCCGGCGGUGGUGGCAGGCGGCGCGCCCUUCCCGCUGGGAGGCGGCGGAGGCGGGGGUGCAGGCGGGGGUGGCGGCGUGUCGGUCGGGCUGUGACAGGAGCAGACAGCAUUGCCAAGGCAUCAGCCGUGCGGCAGGACUGCACGUACCCGGCAUGUGGUGUUCGCCAGCUAGUCCUGGCGUGGCAUGGCGGCGUAUGGGAAGGGGGAGGCAGAUACCGCGAGUGCCCACGCACACACAUUGUCUGCGCGUGCACGUCUUCGGUUCCCAAAUGCAUGCACGCUUGCGUUUAGGCAACGUUGGGAGGAAGACGACGAAAUAUGUGAGCUGUUGAGGGCAUUCUGUGCGAGUCACUCAUGGCCCAUGGAUGCCUUGGCUACUGAAUUGAUGCGACUUUUGGGAAAUCCUGGAAUGCCUGAAAGGCAUGUGAACUCUCUUGAACUGCCUUACUGUUUAGGCUCAUGCACACGUGCACCGAGGUAAUGCGUAAGCCUGCCUCAAUCGCAGAUGGGAAUUCAGGUUUGUGUGGGAUUGCAGGUAUGGGUACACGGUCACACAAUUACAUUCACCCUGAUCGUCCUUUCUUUUGCUGCGUUUGUUCCUUAUGCUUGUUACCCCGUGCCGUGCGCACCAUUCCGUAGCCUCAUAGGCCUUGGCGUGUGCACUGCUUCUGAGAUGGCUGGAUUCUGUUCAUACAUAUAAUAUGCUACAUCCGCCGCCGCUGCCGGCCUGGUUAUCAACAGCAAGACGAAUCUCACAAGGCUGGUGGGGCUGCAGGUCGGAUCGCGACAGAGCUGAAUCAACCUUCAUCCUAUGUGCUAGCAUUGUCUCGGCCGGCCGGUCGGACGGUUGCGAGGAGAUUGUGAGCUGCGAUCGAAGCAAUGAGCUGACAAAGCCGUAAAGCUCUUACACGUUUGGGCCGUGCUGCGAGGCUACCGUAGAGGGAUGGAGGCAGUGUGCCGCGGCCGAUUUCAACAAACUGAAGACCAGGGAUGUGUGCUGCAUGCACGGGGGAUUGCUAGUGGUCUGGUUGGAGUGCCCCCAGGUGCGCCAGCUGCCCUGACACACAGCCGGAGUGUCGGCAGCUGCGUUGGCGGGGCAGAGGCAGUAGGGCUGUCUUGGCAUGUUUGGGAUGCUCGUAAGCACCGUGGCCCGUGCGUGGACAUGAUUGCAGUGCCCUGCGGGUUGCUGUCAGGGCUAGUGCCGGUCGUUACGGUGCCAUGUGCAGCCCAGUGCCCAGGGCGUUCCUUAAAGCUUCUCACGGCAUUCGCGAUGCAGUUGCGCGGAUGGUGACCCUGCAUGAACACACGGUUACUUGUGACUGCGGUGGCGCAUCAGGGCCAACCGUAGCGACAUUCCACGUAUGGCUCGGCAACCGACCCUAGUCGGCGCCGGCGGCAUUGUGAGCGGUGGCGCGAGGGGCCGUGGGCCCGAACCACGCCCACGCAUGAGAGGCAUGCACGCACAUACCGUAUCAGCAAGUUUGCCGACACCAUAUGGAUGUUUGGUUGUCGUGUUGGGUCUUGGAGGUGGAUGGCAUGUUUGUCGUUCAAAGAGGGUACCAUACGUGUGGGGCUGAGCCCCCCACGCGCAGCCAAGCGCGCAGCGAUUCAGUUCAGCGGCAGUUGGGCGUGCACGGGGCGCUGUGAGCACGGUCAUGGUCGCGGCUUGUGUUUCCGGUCCGAGCUCACUGGCUCAGUCCGAGGGCGUGGGUUGGGUCGUGCGCGCCCGGCCCUGGUGUCGUGUUAGCCGUGACGCCGCCGGGCCCCUGACGGCUUGGGUUGUGUGGGCCCAAGUGUGGGCCCUCCAGCCUACACGGCGACACUUGAGUACGUGCAGCUAGGGUCGACUUGCCGGCUGGACUGAAGCGAUGCUGCCCAAUGUGUUCGAACUGGCGGUGCAAAUUUCCGGCGAAUGGGCCGGAGUUUUGGCCGGAAUUUUGGGCAAACUUCCGGGCCCCUAUCCCGGAAAUAUCCUGUGCCAGUGUCCCACAGUGCCCAGUGUCCCAGGGCGGUUGUCAGCGGCUGUCCCUGCGUUUAAGCUCGGGAUGAGGCCUGUGACUCUGUUGGCGGAGUGUGAUUGCAAGCGUGCCCCCCCCCAACCCGGCUGGUGUGUGUGGAUUCGGCCUGGCUCCUGUCGCUCCUGCUGUGAGCAUGCCGCCCCGUCCGAACCCCUGUCCCCCACCGCCUGAACACGGGAGGAUUGCACGGCUGAGUACCAAAGCAGCUGCGCGCGACUGGGGAAUGCGGAUGGCUUACACAGUUGCGCCCUAUGCAUAGUUCCCCGUACCGUACCUAUAUAGCGUGCUUUCGUUGAUUCAUAACGCGCAACUCAAACAGAAGAGGGCACACCCAAGCAGCAGUGGUGCCGCGUGUACUUUGCACGUGCGGCGUACGGCGCGGCAGUCCUCGCAACUACCAACACUUUAACUGACACACGGGGAUCUCAAACGGGCUUUCGCGCAACUGCCACCGAACAGGGGCGGUGCGUGGCGUGGUGGUUGGCGCGCGGCGCGAGUGGGAGCUGACAGUUGCGCGGGGGCGCGUGUGGGAAGCUGCUGUGGAGUACGGCGGAGCUCUGCGGGCUGUGGCGGUUGGCGCGCAGCGCGAGUGGGAGUGCGUAGUUGGACAGCGAGGCGUGUGGGAAGCUGCAACAGAGUACGGCAGGGCUUAGCGGAGGCUGGUGGUUCGUUGGCGCGCAGCGCGAGUGGGAGUGCAUAGUCGUGCGCGUGCCGUUUGGGAAGCUGCGUGUGAGCUGCGUGUAAACUCAGAGAGAC
Molecule: messenger RNA, 11607 nt
Organism: Chlamydomonas reinhardtii
Lineage: Eukaryota; Viridiplantae; Chlorophyta; Chlorophyceae; Chlamydomonadales; Chlamydomonadaceae
Exons: 20
Coding region: 405-8927 (2840 amino acids)
Biological process (GO): protein phosphorylation
Molecular function (GO): ATP binding; protein tyrosine kinase activity
Source: RefSeq, a predicted model, not a curated record